AUGGUUCAAGAAAGCACUAUGAUUUGUGUCGACAACUCCGAAUUCAUGCGGAACGGAGAUUUCCAACCAACUCGUCUUCAAUCUCAACAGGAUGCUGUUAACUUGAUCAUGCAGUGCAAGUUGCGUGCCAAUCCUGAAAAUGCUGUUGGAAUCCUUUCAAUGGCUGACAAUGUGAAUGUUCUUUCGAGCUUGUCCACCGAAGCUGGACGUCUUCUCAUGAAGACUCACCAAAUCGAGCCGAAAGGCACUUGCAAUUUCGUCGCGGGAAUCAAAGUGGCGCAUUUGGCGUUGAAGCAUCGACAAAAUCGUAAUCAUAAAAUGAGAAUUGUGAUUUUCAUCGGCAGUCCACUCGUCGAUAUUGACUCCGCCGAAAUCGUCAAGAUCGCGAAAAAACUCAAAAAAGAAAAAGUUCAAUGCGAUGUGAUCAUGUUCGGAGAUGCUGAUGAAUCAUGUCAGCAGGCAUUCUCUCAAUUCGUUGAAACUCUUAACGGAAAAGAAGGAAGUGGGUCGAACUUAGUUGUUGUUCCAACCGGAUCUGCUCUCAGUGAUGCUCUUUUGACUUCUACUGUCUGUCGCACGGAUGAUGGUGGAAACGGAGGUGGACUCGGAGCUGGUGGAUUCGAAUUUGGCGUCGAUCCAGAAAAUGAUCCGGAUCUUGCUUUGGCUCUUCGUGUUAGUAUGGAAGAAGAGCGUGCUCGUCAAGCGGCAGUUGCUGCUGCGAACAAUGAAGGCGGUGAAGCUGCUGUUCAAAAUGCUCCGAUUCAGGAUGCUUCUCAAAUUCCAUUUGAGGAAAUGGAUAUGGGCGCUAUGACCGAGGAGCAGCAGCUCGAAUGGGCUAUGCGUUUGUCAAUGCAAGAUAAUGCGCCACCAGCAUCAGCUCCAGCUGCCGAUCCCGCCAAUACUGCUCAUAACACUUCAGAUGAUGAUAAGAUGGAAGUCGACGUUACUGGAAACAACACUCCGGACAAUCUGGACGAGCUCAUGAACAAUCCGGAAUUGCUGCAGCAACUUGUCGACGAUCUUCCAGCUUCACAGAAGCAAGACGAGAAGAAAAAGAAGGAGGACGAGAAGAAAUAA
Messenger RNA from Caenorhabditis bovis, 1077 nucleotides. The record is from the annotation of a GenBank genome assembly. NCBI's taxonomy places the organism in Eukaryota, Metazoa, Nematoda, Chromadorea, Rhabditida, Rhabditidae.